Acipenser ruthenus (sterlet) is the source of this 2963-nucleotide messenger RNA. RefSeq names its product CDC42 small effector protein 1-A. Bases 419 to 646 code for a protein of 75 amino acids. Gene Ontology annotation, biological process: regulation of Rho protein signal transduction. Gene Ontology annotation, molecular function: small GTPase binding. The transcript is spliced from 5 exons. Gene Ontology annotation, cellular component: plasma membrane. The record is from RefSeq and is a predicted model, not a curated record. Lineage: Eukaryota; Metazoa; Chordata; Actinopteri; Acipenseriformes; Acipenseridae.
AAAAAGAUCGUUUUGUUGAAACUUAAAUAAUUUCCUCAUUGACAAUUUCGUGAACCACACCUAAAAAUUGCACUGCUGUACGGAAAAUAACCGACUACACCAAUUGCACGCACCGAACCACGCUUGCAUUUAAAAAAAAUAAUAAUUGCUGUUUGCACGUCGAGAUUGCUGGUCCGAUUCCUCCCAGGCUGAGGUUUGACUAGAGGGAACAAAACUCACAGAUACAGAGAGAGAGAGAGAGAGAGAGAGAGAGAGAGGAGGGUAACGGAGAGAAAGAAACAAACAGACAAGGGAGGGGCCGGGCACCCAGGACACCUGGAUGGAGUAGCUGGAAAGAAGAACUUUAAAAUAAACACCUGCCCCCGGGGGCUGCACGUCAAGCAGGGAUUUCAGAGGGGGAGCGGAGCGGGCCGCAGGCAUGAGCGAUUUCUGGCACAAAAUCGGUUGCUGUGUGGCAGAGAAACCCCAGCCGAAAAAGAAGAGGCGGCGCAUUGACCGGAGCAUGAUCGGGGAGCCCAUGAAUUUCAUCCAUUUGACUCACCUUGGGUCAGGAGACAUGAGCAGCGACGGUCCAAUGCCGGGUUCAGUCCAGCAACAAAUGAGGUCCAAAGGUGAGAGUGCCAUGGGACGAAACAGCCUUCUAUAGCCGUCCUCUCCAGUAGACCACACCGCUUUUGGGGAUCCACUUGAAAAACACCAACAAACGGGAUCAAAUCCACAGAGAAAGCACUUAACGAACCGUUGGAGAAGUCCUCAUAAGUUAACAAACUGCCACGUUUUCAAAAGGACGUUGUUCACUUUCGCCCUGUCUCUCGCUUCAGCCGCCAAAGGCUUUCAGAUGGAAAGAAAAAAAAAAACCACAGCGUUUGACGAGAAUUGCAAGCGAGUCUCCGUUUCUCUGUUUGUUGUAUGAUGUUAUCAAACUCCUAGGACCUCUCAGUAUGUCUAUACACUGGUAUUGUUAUAUAUUGAAUUGUAUCACAAGGAACUGGGCUGUUUUUUGGGGGGUGUCUAAAUACAAGCAAUUUCAAAGAUAUGUAUAUAUAUAUAGAUGCAAAAACAUAGCAACGACAAAUGAUUUCCAGCAAGUCUAGGGCUGGGGAUUGCAUUGCCCGUGUUUCCUCACUCAGACCCCUUCCUUACUAAACCCCCUGGUAUCUCUGAAUAGAUAAUCACCUCCUUUAGCAACAGGCUGAGGGUUUUAACAAGGGAGACAAGUAGAAUGCUCCCCCAAAAUGAUCUCCUUUUAUCUAGGGAAGCAGCAGAGCUGGGGAUGGGGAGUUUGUUGCUGGAUAACUUCACUCAGACUCCUUGCUCGCUAAAUAUCUUGCUAUCCCUGCAGAGAUCACCGUCUCCUGUAUUUAGUAAGGGAGGGGUCUGAGUGAGGAAAGGUGGGCAACACAGUCCUCACCCCUCGUCCUGCUGGAAAUCAUUUAGGAUGUAUGUGUGUUUAUAUAUUUUAAAAAGAAAAGCAAGGGUAUUUAACUAAAGUAAUGGUUGGAAAAUAUAGGUGACCUAGAAAUCAAAAGUGUAGCAAAUGCAUUCCAAAAUAUUGUUGCUUUUUUUUUUUAAAUCAAUUUUCUUACCUCUUACACUGGGACUAGCCUCCUCUUUUCUGUUGAUUGGUCGGUACACAAGGCAGUCGGACGUCACCAUUUCCUGCGCUGUAGGUGGCGUGGUCUGGUUGCGGCUGUACCAGCGGAGUGAAGUUGACCUACAGCACAGGAAGUGGUACCACGAAGCCAGGGACGGGGGUCAAUUCCUGUUUUUCAAUUCCAGUUUCAUUUUAAAAUCAGUUCCUGUUCCCUUUUAAUCAAUUCCGACACGUCACCUCUGAUCAGAAUUGCAACGGAGCAGCGUUCUGUUAAAAUGAGCGGCGACACGUGACUUCAACUGAAGCCGCUGUUUGUGAGUCAAUGAAACUGGCUGCAGAUCAUAAGCUAUACUUGGGUAGGUUUACCGGUAGCAACAGAAUUGAUUUUAAGAAGUCAUUCGAUUUGGAAUUGAAAACCAGGCAGGGCCCCCAGUCUAGAGAGUCAUCUUUAAACAGAAGUUACAGCAUUAAAGUGUUUGACAAAAGGACCAGUCGUGCUUGGUUUUGGGUCACAGGUAAGGAAGUGUCUUUCAGAGAGUUACCACUCCAUUAACUUCAAGUGGCUGCCACUGGCUUGAGAUUCGCCAGAGUCAUGCGAAAUGUUUGCUAAUUGCAGUUGUUAUUUUUUUAUUUUCUAGUUUCGCUCAUGUAAAAAUGUUUUGUCGCAUGCUUUUUUUUUUUUUUUUUUAUUCCACAGCGCGCACAUCAAACAAAACAGACGCUUUUGAUAAGGAAGGGAACAGUGUUCUCAGUACGGUCGGUCUAAACCGACAGAGAUGUCUUUCAAAAACACUGUUAAAAAAUUGCUUCUAUUAAGACAUUUCAAUGCGGUGAUGGGGAUUUUUUUUAAAAAAUAACGAAAACUGUAAAAGUACGAUGAUGCCAAAAAAAAAAAAUGACCGGUUAACCAGCCGAGAGAUCCAAAAAAAAAAAAAAAAUACAUUGUUUUAUCUUUAUUGUUAUUCUUAUUAUUUGUAUUAUAAUUAUUGUAUUGCAAUACAAUACACGUUCAUGGAUUUGAGCUCCAGUGACCCUGCAGAGAUUAGUAUUGACUCUUUCUUUGUACGACAGCAUCGUGUCUGAUUGACUUUAAGCUGGAAUAGGAGGCUGUGUGGUGCACUAAGGAGGCUGUGUGUUCCAGUGGUUAAAGAAAAGAGCUUGUAACCAGGAGGUCCCCGGUUCAAAUCCCACCUCAGCCACUGACUCAUUGUGUGACCCUGAGCAAGUCUCUUAACCUCCUUGUGCUCCGUCUUUCGGGUGAGACGUAAUUGUAAGUGACUCUGCAGCUGAUGCAUAGUUCACACACCCUAGUCUCUGUAAGUCGCCUUGGAUAAAAGCGUCUGCUAAAUAAACUAAUAAUAAAUAAUAA